Schistosoma mattheei is the source of this 1737-nucleotide messenger RNA. Lineage: Eukaryota; Metazoa; Platyhelminthes; Trematoda; Strigeidida; Schistosomatidae. The record is from the annotation of a GenBank genome assembly.
GUUUGCCAGAAAAGGGCUAACACAGACCGUAUGCCUUCUGUCCUCAAAAUACGAAUCUGAUCUGAGCUCAUACCGUCAUGCGCUGUAUUUGAAUGUUGCGUUACUGAGUAUUAGUGCAUUUUCUUAACAAGCUCGUUAUGUACUAUCGUUACUUGCAAAAUAAUUUAAAUGGAUGGAACUAAAACCAUUAGGCGAAGAACACAUGACUAUGAAUUCAACGAAAAUAGUCAGUUCAAACGAAAACGAAAACGAGAAACUGAAACAGAUAAUACAAACUCAGUGGAAAUUUUAGGUGAAUCUCAUGUAAUAUUCACAUCAAAAAAUGCUGGAAAUAAUCAUUAUUGGAGUCAAGAUACUUCAAGACAUAAUACAAAAUGUUUUUUUCCAAAUGGAACUUAUGGUGAAUCAAGACUUGUUGAGAAUAUACAAAAUAAUAAUAAUAAUAACAAUAGCAGUGGAAGACGUUUUUUGUCUAGUCCACAAAAUGGACACAGCAAAGAAAAGCUUCCUAAUUGCACUAUUGGACGUACAACAGCUGCUGAAAUCCAUUCUUCACUACCGUCACUGCCUCCUAGCUUGAGGGAAUCGGAACGCAUGUUGCAUGUUCAACGUUGGAUAAAUAGUAUCCCACCUGAUUUACCAUCCUGGAUACAAGUAUCACAUAAUAAAAUAAUCCCGGUUACUAAUCCACAUGAAUCUUAUGCUGAAGUAGAAGAUUCAAUCAUAUCUGAAAUUCCAGAUACAUCAGAUCUCGCUUCUAAUCAUGAUAUUUUAGACUGUAAUCCUGGCUGUAAUUUGAAUUCUGUCAAUCAAACUAUGGAUUAUUAUUCUAAACAACCAAAUAAUCAUUCAUCUAAUCCUUCUACACAAAAUCAUUAUCUAAAAUUCCUGGCGUUUCAGUUGCUCCUCCUUUACAACCACCUCCGUUUCCACCGUUACCACCACCGCCUAUGCCACCUCCGACACAUUCACAAUCAUCUCUUCCACUUCAAUUGCAUUCAUCUGUUCAACAUGGGCAUAGCAGUAAUAAUAAUAAUAAUAACACUUCUUUAGGUAUAAUUCCUUCAAAAUUUUCUACUAUACCAAGUGGUAGUACAGUUAACUCUCAUCAAAAUUUACUUACUCCUAUACAGUCAAAUCAGGAUAUGAACCUAUCGAAUCAUCCUCAUCAACAUCCGCAUCAAUAUUGUAUGAAUAAUGAUCAUAAUCAAUUGAAUUAUUCAUCUAGAGAUACAUUACUAAGUCAUCAUAUUGAUGGUGAACCAAAUCAUACUAAUAAUAGUAUUCACAAUAGUCAAAGACAUCCUAUUGGCGAUUCCAUGAAUUCAGGUGGACGAUUAUUCAAUGAUAUGGAAAUUCAAAUGAUAGUUAAGACGACACAACAACAGCCUAGAAAACGAGAGUUUAUUACUAAUACACGAUGAAUUGGUUGAACCGUAACAACAAAGACAACGCUAUAAACAAGUUGGGAUUAAACGAACAAACUUCCAUUUUUAAAUACAUUACCUUUAAUAAAGCGCCUUACAGUCAUAUACACACACCCUUCACAAAAAAAUCUGCUUGAUCAAUAUUGUGUAAACUUGAAAUAAUAUCCUCUUAUUUUUGUACUUUUAAAAAGAUGAAAUUCACCGUUGAAUGAGUUAAUGCAAAUGAAUUAUUAAUUGUAAAUUAAACAUUUUGAAAAGUGUGAAUACAUAUUUAUUUACAGUUUUAUAUGCUCACUUAAUAAGAUAUAAA